UGGUGGAGGUGUCCCUUCUACUGCCCAUAUUGCUAUGCUGCCACCACCUAUGGUUGCAAAGCAACCUAUUGUAGCGCGGAAUACUAAACCCACGACAGUACUAGCGGGAUCACAUUGUUUUAAGUGUGGCAAGACUGGCCAUAGGAUAGAAAAAUGUAAGAACAACGAUAGGACUGGGAAGGGGUUGUUCGCUGAUAGUGGAGACCUCAUAGAGGAUCUGACUGAUGACUUUGAACUGAAGACAGUCAGUAUUGAGAGGAGUGUGUGA
Ilex paraguariensis (yerba mate) is the source of this 268-nucleotide messenger RNA. The record is from the annotation of a GenBank genome assembly. NCBI's taxonomy places the organism in Eukaryota, Viridiplantae, Streptophyta, Magnoliopsida, Aquifoliales, Aquifoliaceae.